Molecule: messenger RNA, 759 nt
Organism: Ramularia collo-cygni
Lineage: Eukaryota; Fungi; Ascomycota; Dothideomycetes; Mycosphaerellales; Mycosphaerellaceae
Product: related to iron-sulfur cluster assembly accessory protein Isa1, putative
Exons: 2
Coding region: 1-759 (252 amino acids)
Biological process (GO): iron-sulfur cluster assembly
Cellular component (GO): cytoplasm; mitochondrion
Molecular function (GO): 2 iron, 2 sulfur cluster binding
Source: RefSeq, a predicted model, not a curated record
AUGGCCACCUUUCGCACCUCUGCGCCUUCUCUGGCGACUAUAUUCCGCUUCACCGCCCAACCAGCCGCCACUCGAAGAUGCGCGCAGUGUCUCAAAGCCCAACGCUGUCCCUUUUCCUCCUUCAAACCAAAGUUUCAGUCCUCCAAGCGUCCACUCAUGACUGAAUCCGCCUACCGACCUCCAACGCUCGAAUCAGAAGCGCCGAUAUUGCCACCAAAGAAUGCUGGGACUCCCGAGACGAGCAUUUCCUCACAAACUACUUGGCCACCGGCUACUCCGUGGCAAAGUAAAGACGCCGCAUCGAAUGUCAGCAUCAGAGAGGAGGAAGCACAGAAGAGCAAGGCAACUGCUGCGACUUCAACAACAACAACAUCAUCAUCAUCCACAACAGCGACCAAGACUCCAGCAAAGAAGAGCAAGCUCCGCGCGAGAAAAGCUCCCAUAACCCUCACUCCUGUAGCCGUCUCUCAACUACACGCCCUCUUCGAUGCACCAGACAGCAAACUCAUCCGAAUCGGAGUUAAGAACAGAGGGUGCAGUGGGUUGGCCUAUCAUCUGGAGUAUGUCGACAAGCCGGGUGCUUUUGAUGAGACGGUCGAGCAGGAUGGCGUCAAGGUGUUGAUUGACAGCAAGGCGCUGUUCAGCAUUAUUGGGAGUGAGAUGGAUUGGUUGGAGGAUAAAUUGAGUGCAAGAUUCAUCUUCAGGAAUCCCAACAUCACGGAACAAUGUGGGUGUGGAGAGUCUUUCAGCAUCUCAUAG